Messenger RNA from Bursaphelenchus okinawaensis, 1324 nucleotides. The record is from the annotation of a GenBank genome assembly. NCBI's taxonomy places the organism in Eukaryota, Metazoa, Nematoda, Chromadorea, Rhabditida, Aphelenchoididae.
AUGACUGAUGCUGUUUCAACGUGCAAAUCAGAAGCUGAAUGUGAGAGAGCCAUCAAGGAGUUUACAGAAUUGACUCAAACAGACGAAGCUUUUGCACAUUUUGUUCUGCAAGAUGUUAACUUUGAUCUUGAGGUAGGUUUCGUGUUCGAUAUCGUUUGUAAUUGAAUACUUGUGGAUUACAACUUAACUAUGCUGUUUUAAAUUCCAUUUUUUCAUCAUGCACGAUUUUUUUCAGGCGGGAGUCUUCAAGUACUUCACAGAAAUCAACCCCGAUGCCCCACUUCCAGAACAGAUCAUAAAGGAGGUCUUGGAUCAUCCCCCACAAUCUUCCGGAUCUAAUGGUAUUCCUCCAGAAUUGACGGCAGUUUCUUGGAAUAUCGACGGACUGAACAAGAGUGGCUUGUCACAACGAUUCUUGGCUAUUAUCACUGUUUUGGCGAGGUAAGUCCUUAAAACUUUAAUAAUGUAUAUAAGUAAUAUUGCUAUCCCCUUAUGUCCUGUUGUUCGUGCUUAUAUAACCCUUUCUUGUUUUAGACACAACCCAGAAGUCAUUUUUUUCCAAGAGUUUGUCCCUCAAUUGGAAGACAAGUUGUACGAGGUUCUCGGCAAGAUGUACAAUAUUUGUCAACGCAACCUGGGCCGCCCUUAUUACAAUGUUACGUUAGUCAGUAAGAACAUCCGCAUCAAUUAUGAGACUAUCCAAAACUUCAGCAACUCUGGAAUGGGCCGUCACAUGGUUAUUGUCAGAGUAAGGCUUUUACCAUGGUAGAUAAGUUUGUUAAGUAAGACGAAUUUUGACUAAGCAUGUAUGUCACUUGCGUACUUUUAAUUAAAUUGUUCAGGCCAAAUGGCGGAACUUGAAGCUGUGCCUUAUCAACACUCAUCUGGAGAGCGAGAAGUCCCACACCGAUGCCAGGCAGACUCAGUUCAAAGAGUGCAUGGAGACAGUCAAGGAGUCUUUGGACGAUGAAGCCAUGGUUCUGUUCGGCGGAGAUCUGAAUCUGAGAGAUGCUGAGGUAUCGUUUCUCUGAAGAUCUUAUCAACUUUGCAGGUUUCCAAUGUUCCUGAUGGCGUUAGAGACUGCUGGGAGUUCGCGGGACGUCCAGAAAACUGCCGCUACACGUGGGACAUGUCCAAGAACGACAACCUCGAGUUCCCCAAUAACAUCAGGUACAAGCUCAAGUGCAGAUUCGACCGGUUCUACGUCUCCGGACCUUACAGAAGAGUCGACUUCGCCAUCGACGGUCAGGAGAGAAUCAAGAACCUGAGAAUGUUCCCGAGUGACCACUUUGCCAUCAUUGCCAGAUUCACCCGCCCUAACUGA